AUGCACCAUUUUGCAGGCCUAAACACAUCAUUCUACCCUGUUAUCUUCCUUAUUCUUUUCAAUGCUGCAUCAACCACUAAUCAAAUAUCUAAUUAUUUUGACGCCGGCGGCCUUGAAAUUGAAAAAAGUAACAGUAGAAAAUUAUUAUCCUACAAUGGUGAUGUUCUUGCCAUGAAUCCAUCACUUUCUAUUGAGAAUUUUAGGCUAAAGAAUGCUUACAUUGCGUUACAAGCUUGGAAAGAAGCAAUUCUCUCUGAUCCUCACAAUAUAACACAGAAUUGGGAAGGAUCUAAUGUGUGUAAUUACACUGGAGUUUUCUGUUCCCCUUCACUUGAUCAGCCUUCUGAACUUACAGUUUCUGGUAUCGAUAUCAAUCAUGGUGAUAUAGCUGGAAAACUUCCACAUGAAUUAGGUUUACUAUUUGACAUUGCAUUGAUUCAUAUAAACUCUAAUAGGUUCUGUGGUACAAUACCCGAGAGUUUCUUGAAUUUGAAGCUUCUUUUUGAGUUAGAUCUUAGUAAUAAUCGAUUCGUUGGAAAGUUUCCUGAUGUGGUUGUUCAAUUGCCUAACUUGAAGUUUCUUGAUUUGAGGUUCAAUGAGUUUGAAGGUGAACUUCCAAGGCAACUUUUUGAAAGGGAUUUAGAUGCUCUAUUCAUUAAUAACAACAGAUUUACUUUUGAGUUGCCUGAUAACUUUGGGAAUUCGCCUGUUUCUGUCAUGGUUUUGGCUAACAACAACUUUGAGGGAUGUAUGCCUGUUAGUAUAGGCAAAAUGGUUAGAUUGAAUGAAUUGCUUCUUACAAAUAAUAAUUUUCAUUCAUGUUUGCCAAAUGAGAUUGGGAUGCUGAAGAAUUUGACUGUGUUUGAUAUAAGUUAUAAUGAAAUUGUGGGAACUUUACCUGAGAGUAUUGGAGGGAUGGUGAGCUUGGAGCAGUUGAAUUUGGGUCAUAAUAUGUUGUCUGGAAAGAUUUCUAGCAACAUAUGUACACUUCCAAAAUUGGAGAAUUUUGUGUAUGAGCACAACUACUUUUCAGAAGAGAGUCCAGCUUGUCUAAACUUGAAUGCAUUUGCUGAUCAACAGAAUUGUCUUAGAGGAAGGCCAAUGCAGAGAUCUGCUUUAGAUUGCCAGAGAUUUUUGUCUAAUGAAGUUGAUUGUAGCACUUUCAAAUGUGCAUUACCACCUCCAUUACCUCCAUUACUUCCAUCACCUACCACCCCUCCACAAAACACCUGUUGUACUUGUUUGCCUCAACCACCAUCACCAAUCCCAACAUCUCCUCCACUACCACCACUGCCAUCACCAUCUCCACUACCACCUACCGAGUCGCCUUCUCCAACCCCACCAACACAAAACUCUUCUUCACCUCAGCCACCAGACUUGCCAUCACCACCACCUUCAUUGGUAGAGCCUCCACUACCUUCUCCUCUACCGUGUGCUAAUCAGACAAUACCAUCAAGUCAAGAUAUGUCACCUCCUUCACCUUGAAAGUCAUUAUCUGAGGUUACUCUUCUUGGUAUCAUCUUCAUUAUAUCACCUCAUCUUUCUCACUCGAUGGAAGUUUAAAUCAUUCCUGGGAUUACACGACAUCCGCAGAAGGAGCUGUGAAUUGAGCCUCCUAUUUUUGUAGGAUUAGCGUAGAAGAGGUGCAAGAUGAAGGUUGUAAGGUGACAAUUUGAUUGCUCUUCAAAUUGUCUAACUUCUCUACAAAUUUAUUGCUAGUACUUAAUAAAAUGUAGAGCAUGUUGCAUGAAUUGUCAGUAUAAACUAGUUUUCUCCUGAAACAACAACAUUGUAGUUAUCAUGAAAAAGGAGAGUCUCCUUUGUUCCAAACAGAGAAAUCAAGAUAGUCUCUGAGGUUACAGUACUGCUCAUUCAUUUUGAAUGCUUUCACCAGCAUUACUAUUCACUUGGUUUUGCUCUUUCAAAAUUAACGUGUUCAAUUACAAGGCCAAGACUAGAGUACUCUAGGGAGUUUGGGCAACCAUGCUAAGGCUUUACUAUAUCACAAAAUAAUGUACAUUCAUCAUUUCAAAGAUCUGGCACACCAUCACGAAGUGCUAAACACAUACUACCUCUCUCAAGCAGAGAUCUCUAACCAGAACUUUAAACAGAAUGAUCAAGUGAACUUUAAACAGAAUUUUUUGAUAAAACACUAAUAGACACCUGAUCAUAUAAGGUUACUUGGAUCUCGAGU
Molecule: messenger RNA, 2194 nt
Organism: Solanum dulcamara
Lineage: Eukaryota; Viridiplantae; Streptophyta; Magnoliopsida; Solanales; Solanaceae
Product: leucine-rich repeat extensin-like protein 4
Exons: 1
Coding region: 1-1485 (494 amino acids)
Molecular function (GO): protein binding
Source: RefSeq, a predicted model, not a curated record